UCUUUCAAUCACACCGAUCUAAUCCAGUCUCGACACACAAUGUCCUACUAUCAGUACUACCCUUCUGCUCAGCCCUCGUACUUCGCUGCCCCCAUCCCCGCUCCGGCCUUGUCGGUCCGGGAUAAGUACCUCGCAGCUCUCGCGCAGGCCGAAUCGGCGAAGGCCGAAUUCGAAGCUGCAGAGCGUCUGCAGCAGGAGGAAGCCGCCCUUCGUCAACGGCUCGAGCAGAUCCAGCGUUUGCGCGGGGUUGCCCCUGCAUACCCCCAGUCCCCUGCUCCGUACUAUCCAUCCGUCGUUCCCGGCCAACUCCCGCUCCCAUUCAAUGCUCCUCCCGUCCCUCAACAGCCCGUCAUCGACAUUGAAGCCAUCCGGGCCGAGGAGCGUGCCAAGAUCCUCCGUGAGCAGCAGGAGAAACGAGAUUCGGAACGUCGAGCUCGGGCUGAGGCUGAGGCUCGAGCUGAGGAGCAGCGGGCUCAAGAGCAAGCUCGUGCGCGUAUUCUAGCUCUCCGACAGGAGCAACUCGCACAGCAGCACCAGGCUCGAUUGCGGCUCCUCGCCGGCGGAGGGAGAGGCAAUUCUUGCAACGUGCGCCGUCUUGUUCCCCGGGUUCUAAAUUCCAGCUCCUGUGUUACUCAGUCCGUGAGAUGUGCUCCGCCAUCGCAGCUUGACAACAGCAGUGCUGUUCUCCAAGCCUUAUCUGCUCUGGGACUCGCCUGCGUACCUCAGCCGAAACAGCCGGCCCCUGCCCCUCGCCUCGAACGCAAGCCUGCCAUCAGGCGCCCGACGCAGGAUGAACCCAUUGUGAUCAAUCUCGAGGAUCUCCUCGGCAAGAUCUUCUCCGCUGCCCAAGUCUCUCAGCCGGCCAAAGCUCAGCCUGCGCCCGCGCCCGCGCCUACUGCGGGACCCUCGGAGAAGAAAGUGACUCCUGCAACACAGCCGUCCGAGACAAAGCCUCAGGUGUUCGGUCUAGAGCAGGUUCUCAACCACCUGGGUGCUGGGUCUGUCGACCAGAACGAUGUUCAGCAAUUUUUGAACGCGUUGUUUGGCGGGAAUGACUCGGAAGUAAAGAAGGUUCGUCGCUGUCUCCGGCGUAGUACCAGACCAGUGAUAGCUGAUCGCCCUUCUGUGCAGUCUGAGCCCCAGGCCUCGUCGUCAGGCUCGGUCCCAACGCCUUCUUCCCCAGUCUCGACUGUGAAGCGGGAGCUCGAAACCCGUCUGCAGUCUGAGCAAGCCAAAGAAGACCAAGAUCUCGCCGAGGCCAUUCGCCUGUCUCUUGCCGAUAUCGAGGACGCCGCUUCACAAUCGAAGGGCAAGUCAGCAGCUCCGGCUCCGGUCCCUGACGUCUCUGCAUCAGCUGCGGAGAUCCGAGCCAUCGACGCUGCGUUCGCCCAGCUUUCCAGUGACUUUACUACCCCCUCCGAUCUCGAAUUCUCUACUUCGCGCACGAGCUCGCCUGUCCGAUCGUCCCUCAGCUCCGAGGCGAGCGCCGACUCGGUGAUGUCGCGGCUAUCCUAUGGAGCUCGAAAUCAGCCGCUGAGGGUGUACCACCAGACUCUUAGUGG
Messenger RNA from Mycena citricolor, 1562 nucleotides. NCBI's taxonomy places the organism in Eukaryota, Fungi, Basidiomycota, Agaricomycetes, Agaricales, Mycenaceae. The record is from the annotation of a GenBank genome assembly.